AUGACUUUCGGCAGGCUCCAGAGAAUCUUCCUGAAGAUCACGCCGAAGAAGCCAGCAGAGGAAGGAAAUGAUUGGAAGGAAGUGUCAGAAGCAUCUGCCCCACAGAACGAUCGGAAGCAGCUGUGCCCCCCGGGAAAUCCAAGUACCUCUGAGAAGAUUCACGAGACAUCUGGAAAUAGGGAGGCCCAAGAAAAGGAAGAGAGGCAAGGGAGAGCUCAUCAGUGGAGCAGUCAGAACACACACAACAUUGAUCGAUUACGUUCGUCAUCUUCUGUGGGACCCAAAAGGGGGGAACAUGCCUGGACCCACAGACUGCGUGAGAGAAAGCAGGUGGUGAUUUAUGAAGAGAUCAGCGACCCUGAAGAAGAUGACGAGUAA
Messenger RNA from Nomascus leucogenys (northern white-cheeked gibbon), 378 nucleotides. Its product is annotated as protein SSX2-like. Gene Ontology annotation, cellular component: nucleus. Lineage: Eukaryota; Metazoa; Chordata; Mammalia; Primates; Hylobatidae. The transcript is spliced from 4 exons. The coding region runs from base 1 to 378 and encodes 125 amino acids. Gene Ontology annotation, biological process: regulation of DNA-templated transcription. The record is from RefSeq and is a predicted model, not a curated record.